Molecule: messenger RNA, 1116 nt
Organism: Rattus rattus (black rat)
Lineage: Eukaryota; Metazoa; Chordata; Mammalia; Rodentia; Muridae
Product: selection and upkeep of intraepithelial T-cells protein 2-like
Exons: 6
Coding region: 1-1116 (371 amino acids)
Biological process (GO): regulation of cytokine production; T cell receptor signaling pathway
Cellular component (GO): external side of plasma membrane
Molecular function (GO): signaling receptor binding
Source: RefSeq, a predicted model, not a curated record
AUGGGAGCUACAGGCGUACUUGCUACACACUGUGUUAUCUUGUGCUUCCUUCGUAAGGAAGCACUGAGUUCAGAACAAUUCACAGUGACUGGCUUACAGAGGCCAGUCCUGGCCUCAUUGGGUGGAAAUGUUGACUUGAGUUGUCAGUUGUCUCCACCACAACAAGCACAACAUAUGGAGAUUCGUUGGUUUCGGAAUCGCUAUACAGAGCCUGUGCACCUGUACAGGAAUGGUAAAGACCUGCAUGGGGAAACUAUCUCCAAGUAUGUGGAGCGGACUGAACUCCUGAAAGAUGCCAUUGGAGAGGGGAAAGUGACCCUCAGGAUCUUUAAAGUGACUGCUGAUGAUGAUGGGUCAUACCAUUGUGUUUUCAAAGUUGGGGAGUUUUAUGAAGAGCAUAUCACAGAGGUCAAGGUCACAGCCACAAGUUCAGACAUCCAGAUUCUCAUGCAUCCCCCUAAUAUCAAAGGUGUGGUGUUGGAGUGUCAUUCAGGAGGUUGGUUCCCACAGCCUCAUAUGGAAUGGAGAGACAGCAAGGGAAAGGUCAUUCCAGCUGCAUCGAAAUCCCAUUCACAGGAUGAAAACAAAUUGUUCAACAUGACAAUGACCCUUCUUAUUGAAGCCAGCUCUUACAGGAAUGUCACUUGCUAUCUUCAAAACCGUCUAACUCACCAAGAAGAAAACAUAAGCAUUGUCCUAUCAGGUAAACUCUUUUCAUGGAAAACUGUUUGGAUAAUGAUUCUGACUACAACAGGAUGCAUGCUGAUAGUCUUCUGCAUGAUUUAUUGUGUUCAGCGUCAUGUCAUAAAUGGUAGCUUCUCUGAGGAAAUAUGCUAUUGGUUAAAGUGUGCAAUGGUACUCAUGUUUUCAGUGCUUGCAGUUACAGUAGUCAUGCUAUUUUUGCACCGAGAUCAAAGAGCCCAAGUUUCAGAUCAACACUUUGAAUUGAACACUUUGUGGCUUGAAGAUAUUAGUGUGAUCCUGUGUGUGCUGAUAGUGUUUAUCAUCAAGCUCAUUUCAUUUAUUUACUUCAGAUUAGAAGGUAAAUAUGAUGGUGAUGGUAGCAACUUAGAAAAUCUGUUUCAUGGGACUAAUGCACAGAUGUCUAGAGGGUGA